Messenger RNA from Anopheles stephensi (Asian malaria mosquito), 2124 nucleotides. Its product is annotated as ras-like protein family member 10B. The record is from RefSeq and is a predicted model, not a curated record. Gene Ontology annotation, molecular function: GTPase activity; GTP binding. The transcript has 5 exons. Lineage: Eukaryota; Metazoa; Arthropoda; Insecta; Diptera; Culicidae. The coding region runs from base 139 to 738 and encodes 199 amino acids.
ACCUCCACCACCACCACCAAGGGCACCACUGCUAGCAAUAAGCUUAACAAGAUCCUGUCCAUCGAUAUGGAAAUUCGUAUACAGAAUAAGUGUAUUUCAGCCUAGCGUAUCACUCUGGAAGGCCCGGAUCCGCCCUGGAUGCAAGGCCCCCUCAAGGUGGCGUUUCUGGGGGCCUCCGGCGUUGGACGCACCAGCAUCCUACAGCAAUUUUUUAAGCACGACUUCCCGAAGGAACACAUCCGCACCGCGAAGCGGACCGUCUAUCGGAGCUGUCUGGUCUGUGAUACCUGCAUACGGGAGCUGAUGGUACUGGAUGUGCCGCCGCAGAAGUACUUCCCGAUCGAUAAUCUGGCCGAAUGGAACAAUGGCCAUCCGCUAGGGUUGCGUACCGUCCACACGUACGUGCUGGUGUACGACAUGGGGAAUCUGGACACCUUCCAGUACUGCCGCAAUAUGCGUGAUCAAAUUUUGGAAAGCUUCAAUCACCGUGAUUUUAAGAUAAUGGUUGUGGGCAACAAGGUUGAUAUGGUAUCUAACCCUCAUACUCAGGAACUGAAGGACAUUUCCACCCUUGUGCGGAAACACUGGCGGUGCGGGUACGUCGAAUGUUCGGCAAAGCACAAUUACAAAAUUGGGGAUAUUUUCAAGGAGCUGAUGGGGUACCCGGUCGGUGGGACGGCACCGAAGCUAGAGUUUUCGCAAUCGAUCGGUACGAAAAAUCGUUGCACAAUACUCUAGUAGUAGCUGAACUGGAGGCUUCCUCCAAAGGUGCUGCUGGUGCUGGUGGCGGUGCUGGUGCUGGUGGCCAAAUUCGCUCGGCUAAAUCCAUCCAAAUAGUUCCCGAAACUGGUGGGGGGGAGAGGGAAACAAUUACGCGUCCAACUGUCCAGAACUGUUCGUCCAGGGCGGUAUCGGACACUGUUUCCUGUUUACCAUCGCUGCUUCACUUUUCCGAAAAAGGUUUUGUAGAACUGUACUGUACCAACUUACCUGCCACACUCAAACUCUCUCUCCAUGCAAAGGUUGUUCCUCAACAUUCCAAUAUUGGUGCGAAAAAAAGGAUCGGAAUAACGGAAAGAUUUUAUUGAAUCUUCAUCGCAUAUGACGGCGUUUCAUUGUAGAAAGAUCCCACUAACACACCCAACCUUUCUGGCGAAUAAGGACGACAGAAUCUGUAAUUAAUAUAGCGUACUAAGUAAAGCAACCAUUAGACCAGCAGGUGUAGGACCUGGAUAACCGCAUACCGGUACGGCGUUACAGCACCACACCUAACCUCAAAAUGUAUGGACAGCAGCAGUAGGGCCAGUACACUAGCCAUCGUUUAGUCACGAAACCCAUCAUCAUCGUCACCCACCAACACAUUUUACUCUCCCGACCGUGUACAUGUACAAAGGACCCGCACGAUUUUACGUGAUUUAAGAAGAGAUAGACAAUAACACUUUCCAUGGGAUGCUUCAGUUAGUCGCCACCUCCACGAUAUUUGAUGGCGAGCGAGCACAGCACCACAAUACCCGGUAGUAGUUGCGUAGUACGUAGUACGUGUGUAUGGUGUAUGUAUGUGUGUGUGUGAGUUUGGAUAUGGAUGUACGUGGGAGUGUCCAGGCACACAUCUAGCAGACUUCCCUUGCUUCCAUUGAUUGGGCUUUGCAGCUUUUUCUGUCUGUGUGUGUGUGUGCAUUAUCGAACGGACGAGGCGUUUUCUUUUCUUCUUCUUCUCGGUUCGCCCCAGUCGCUUUAGAAGAGUUUGCCAAGUUGUUGUUAGGGAAAAGUUUGUGAAGCAUACAUUUAACUGUGUAGCACACGUUGCGUUACCGUACGAGUAGAAUCAGAGCGUUAGCUGAUUUGUUAGCAUUACUUGGAACGGUGGUUGGAGCUGGGCGAGUGCAGAGAAGUUGGCCGUUGAGCCGUGCAUUAGUUGUUGUCGAUUAGUUAGUUAGCUCGUUGAAAUGUUACAAAAGUUACCGUCGGACACAUCUGGUGGUCGGGAUGCAAGUCCGCACUGCAUGCAGCUUGCUGUAAAUAUAAUAAUGGUUUGCGUUCUUCAUUGUGAUCUGCUGUGAAGGAAUGCUAGCGAGAAGCAAAACCAAGGGUUGGAAGAUACUGCCAUGGCUAGUUAUUUGAACG